Molecule: messenger RNA, 396 nt
Organism: Lactuca virosa
Lineage: Eukaryota; Viridiplantae; Streptophyta; Magnoliopsida; Asterales; Asteraceae
Source: the annotation of a GenBank genome assembly
AUGGUGUGUUUUUUAGGUUGUUAUGAUGGAUUGAUUCAGAAGACGAAGCAACACAACACCCAUUUUGGUUUACGCGAGCCUUUCUCUGGUCUUAAUAAGAUGGAUUUUGAGCUUCAUGGCAUCUACAUUGAUCAUGAACCAGACGAAGAGUUCAUUACUCCACUGGACAAGUGUAAGGAUACAUUUCUUAAUGUGUUACUAACUGAUAAAAAUAUUAGAAACUCUAGUUUGACUGAUGAUGUAAGAGCACAAGUGUAUCAUGGUCGUGACUUACAAAGUGAUGAAGAUGAAGAAGAGCAAGAACAGGUGAUAAACAAGUACAUAAUACAUGAUCCAAAAACAAGAUGGGACAAAAUGGAACCAAAACUUGGUGACAUGUUUGAGAAUGUUACAUAG